CUCUCUCCGUGGUGCGGCACAGUCCGGGCGAGAAAGCCAGCGAGUGCGGCGGUCCACACCUCGUAACACUUCCUACGAACUACUCACUCUGUCACCGGUCCUUCACUAGACUGAUCACAUCCUCACACACACAUAUACACACACGUCCUUCCGGGGAGUUUUGAACUGACCCCCGUGUGAACAGAUCCGCGUCAAGCAAAAAUAGUCAAAACAAGCCGACGAGAACGCGCCCGUCUUUCUUGCUGCUAACGCCAAAUCUAUUAACAAUUAUAAUCAUUCAUAUUUAUAUUGAGAAAUCUUUGCAAUUUUUCGUACUCGUCCGAGUGCUCUGCUAUUUAGUGUUCGAUCUUUCUCAGUCGACGGAACUCUCGCCGACCAUCAAAGGUAAAAUCCAAGCAAUUUUUAUCAAUCACUCGCAGACCGCCACGUUAUUGUUUCCAAACGCACUCAAUCAAAACUAAAUCAAAUCCGAGUUGACGUUCCUUUUAGUACAAAAAGAAAACAAAACAAAAAAAUAUUUUUACGAACGGUUGUAAUUUUAUAAAGUUUUAUAGUGUUGUUCAUUCUCUUUUGGUUUUGGCGUUUUUGAAGGCAAAGACGACGCGUCUUGUCCAAGAAUUAACGACAAUCAUUGAUCACUUAAAUGUAAGUAAAGUAAGUUUUGUGUGAUAGACGCGUAGAUUAUCUAAUUAUUGGAGAGUUUUGCCGGACGAACGGCGUUCCUCCUUGAGUUUCUUGACCUGAGAAGCAGCUACUCGUCGAGUUGCCAACCACACCGUCCUCUUAUACGACUCUCCGAGACGAGCUUUAUCGUAUUUAUAUCAUAGUUAAGUAAGGAUUUUUCGAAGGGCCCAGUGCAAUAUUUUUAGGAAGCUUUCAGAAAGCUCCCUUACUCGCAACCAAGUCAAUAUUCUUCACAAAUUGCAUGUUAUUCGAAUUUUAAUCAAUCACACUAUUCGAUGUUCGUGGUGUUUGUGUCUUAGACAAUCAUUUUCCGUGUACAUAACGUUUUUGAAAAAAAUCGCACUCAUCACACUCACCUUCCUACGCGUUUCAAUUAAUUCGGACAUAUCCUAGACAAUCGGUUUCGAGUUGUUGUUAUUGUUGUUAUUUAUUUAUCGAAGGUUGUGUCAAACACAGUAUUAUCUUCAAAAAAUAGGAAGCAAUCGAGUUAUCGUUUAAUUCGCAUCCGAUCAUCCAGUUGUACUCGUUGUAACAUACAUAUCUCUAGACUAAAACCACUUAAAUAAAAUUGAAUAAAAAUAGUAUAUUUUAUCUAACGCAAAGUUUAUAUUAUAUCGCUCAGUUAUUGAUUGUAAUCAAAGUAUUUAUAGUUGAGAGUAUUUAUAUAUAUACAGUUAGCGAAUUUAGACUUAAUUGUUUUUGACAAUCGUGCAAUAUCGCAAAGGAUACCAAAUAUCAAUUAUUGAAGACAAUCGGUCGUAACAUUCUGGUGACAAUCGUUAGGGUCGUGAUAAAGUAACUUAGUGAUCUGAAAGUAGAAUCCGAACAUAUACCACCAUCACCACGACGUACUUCCUGAACGCCCCCGGCCAAAUCCCUUACGUAGUGCCCUUGUGUCCUUUCGUACCCUGUCAAGAGAUCGCCGCUCCACCUAGUGCUUACGCCCCGUGUCCCGUGCCCUGUCCCUGUGGCCAAUGUGCCCCCCCGCACAUGUACAAUAACCAUCACCUGGCCGCCCCGAGUACGCUCAUCGUCAAUCGAUACACUGAAAUCAACUACUUCGACAAUCCGCAAGCUGCCAACUUGGAAAAGUACGUCUACGACAUGAGAGGAAGCGAAGAACUGCUGUCGCAGUCGAACGUCUCAGUGAUGGCUCCUUCAGCCCCGCAUGCGGACAACAACAAUCAGGAAAAUGCCAAAAAGGUGAAGUUGGACCAACAGAACAACGUCGGUAAACCGUCGCGUGUUAUUCACAUCCGUAACAUUCCAAACGACGUAUCGGAAGCCGAAAUUGUUCAUCUGGGAAUACCUUUCGGAAGAGUAACGAACGUUUUAGUGCUCAAAGGGAAGAAUCAGGCGUUCUUAGAAAUGGGCGAGGAAUCCUCUGCCACAACAAUGGUCAAUUAUUUCUCCAGCUCGAUGGCGCAGCUGAGAGGAAGAGCGGUCUAUGUACAAUACUCGAAUCAUAAGGAACUCAAGACGGACCAAACACAUUCGAAUGCGAAUGCGUCAGCUCAAGCUGCCCUCCAGGCCGCCCAAGCGCUGACAAGUACCCAAAACUCGAUAACGCCCACUUCAACUCCUGCCACACCAGUCACCAAUGGACAAGACAUCCAAGGGGGGCCUAACACGGUGUUGCGAGUCAUCAUCGAGCACAUGAUUUAUCCCAUAAGUCUAGAUAUUUUGCAUUUGAUAUUCCAACGUUUCGGAAAAGUUCUCAAAAUCGUCACCUUCACCAAAAAUAACUCAUUCCAGGCGCUAAUCCAGUACCCGGACACGGCGUCGGCCCAGUCGGCCAAGCAGGCCCUCGACGGCCAGAACAUCUACAACAGCUGUUGCACGCUGCGCAUCGACUACUCGAAGAUGUCGUCGUUGAACGUGAAAUACAACAACGACAAAUCGCGCGACUACACCAACCCCAACCUGCCCACCGGCGACGCCAACGACCAGCUCGCCACCCUCGGCGGCGGCCUCGCCGGCGGCCUGGGGGCGGACAUCCUGCUGCUGGCGGCGCAGCCCCGCUUGGCGCGCGAACGCAUGGCCGACUCCAUCCUGGCCGGGACGCCGGGCGUUCUGAGCGGGCCGUUCAUGCACGGCCUGGCGUCGACGCUGGCGACGCCCUACGGAGGCGGCGUCGCCGGCGGCAUCCCCGGCCUCGGGGGCUUCGCCCUGGGGCAGACGGCGCCCGGACUGCGGGGCAUCGCGGCGCCCGGAUUGGCACUCGCCACCGUCUUACUCGUUAGUAAUUUAAACGAAGAGACGGUCACGCCUGAUGCUCUCUUUACACUAUUUGGGGUGUACGGUGACGUGCAAAGGGUGAAGAUCUUGUACAACAAGAAGGAUUCGGCUCUGGUCCAGUUGGCGGAGCCUCACCAAGCACACUUGGCUAUAACGCACAUGGAUAAGCUGAAGGUGUUCGGAAAGACAAUCAGGGUAAUGUUGAGCAAGCACCAGUCGGUGCAGAUGCCGAAAGAAGGCCAGCCGGACGCUGGCCUCACAAAAGACUACAGCCAGAGUCCGCUGCACAGGUUUAAGAAGCCAGGCUCGAAGAAUUACCAGAAUAUCUAUCCGCCCUCGUCGACGCUGCAUCUCAGUAAUAUACCGGCGACGAUCAACGAGGACGAUAUCAAAGAGGCUUUCACCAAGAACGGGUUUACAGUAAAGGCCUUCAAAUUCUUCCCCAAAGACAAGAAGAUGGCGCUGAUCCAGCUGCCGAGCAUGGAGGAGGCCGUGGAGGCCCUGAUCCGGAUGCACAACUACCAACUUUCCGAAUCGAAUCACUUGCGAGUCUCCUUUUCGAAAUCGAGUAUAUAAUGCAGCGUUUAAGAAGAAGAAAAAAAAACAAUCCGAUUGCACAGUACAGUAUUCAUUCCAUUUGUCGUAGCGACGACAUUAGCUAAUAUAUUAUAUAAUUGCAGCGCUUAUUUAUUGAAUAGACUGUUUCUGGCAGGUUAAGCUUUGAUUGAUGAUUCUAUUGACAAAUCAGUAUGACGUUAGUAUUUUUUUAAAGAGAUGUUAGUUAUAAGUUGUAUUUUCUAAGUAUUGUUGAAGAAGGAAGUAUUUUUUUAUUUUAUGACGAUGAUAUUUAGUUGCGUUGCGUUCAGUAUUGGAUGGCUUUAAAUUCAAACCGCUACAAAACGAGAGAAACAUAGGUGAUUAUGUGGAUCAAGUCGCCGCGAUGUUAUUUUUUGUAAGUUUAUAGAGAGUGUUAGUGUUAAGGCGGGUUGUUCACCGACCACGGCCUACUAGUAUUAAUUGGCUAGUAUUGUUAGGACGUCGCGGACAAAUUAGCGUAUCGUAGUUUUAGCCAGUGAUUAGUUUAGGGUAAACCACAGGGUUCUAGAUGUACCCUAGAGAUAUGGAUGUGUUGUCUUGUAGGUCCAAGAAAACGAUUCAUAUUUUGCGGAGAGAUCAAGCCACCGUGUCCCCGUAUUAUACUUACAAUGAAUCUCUUUAUUUUUUCUAAAACACGCUCGCUUGAUCUCCGGUUUAUUAAUUAUAUAACGGUAUAUAUUUCUCUCUUAUCUUAACUAUACACUUGACAAUCAUAGAUUCAUUACUAUUUAGUGAAAACAAAGACGCGUGAUUCGCUGUCUCUUCUCAUCCAAUCAAAAUCGUGCGCACGCGCUUGCGCAGUGACAAGGGACAUAUCGCAUGGAUGUUAUUUGCCAAAUUCAAAGUCAAUAUCUACAAUACUUGUGACUACACUAAAUGUCUAUAAAAAACGAUAUUUUUUCAUAUGUUAAGUGCGCACAAGUCUUUCACGACGAGGUCGCUUUUGUUCGAAUCGCUUCUCAGGAUUUUAUUUCAUUUCCUUUCGUUAGUGUGUAAUUUAUGCAUUUACUGUUUAUUUUUUUCUGUUUGAUAAUUAAACUUUUUCUUUGUAUUUA
Messenger RNA from Tribolium castaneum (red flour beetle), 4574 nucleotides. It is a transcript of the gene heph, whose product is annotated as hephaestus. NCBI's taxonomy places the organism in Eukaryota, Metazoa, Arthropoda, Insecta, Coleoptera, Tenebrionidae. The record is from RefSeq and is a predicted model, not a curated record. The transcript is spliced from 10 exons. Gene Ontology annotation, cellular component: nucleus. Gene Ontology annotation, biological process: regulation of RNA splicing; mRNA processing. Bases 1675 to 3498 code for a protein of 607 amino acids. Gene Ontology annotation, molecular function: mRNA binding.